AUGCUGACUGCGGCCCAAGGCCUGCUGAUGGUGGUGGCCGUGGCCGAGUUUUUUGUGGGCCUGCUUGGGAACGGAGCCCUUGUGGUCUGGAGUCUUGGAGAGUGGGCCAGGAGAACCAGGCAGUCUUGCUACAGCUGCAUCGUCCUGGGCCUGGCAGCCUGCCGGUUUGUCCUGCAGUGGCUGAUCAUGGCGGACCUCAGCCUGUUCUCGCUCUUCCAGGGCAGCCAUUGGAUCCGCUACCUCUGGGUGGCCUGGGCCCUGGUGAGCCAGGCCAGCCUGUGGUUCGCCACCUUCCUUAGUGCCUUCUACUGCCUGAAGAUCACCACCUUCGAGCACCCCGCCUAUGUGUGGCUGAAGCAGAGGGGCUAUCGCCUGAACCUCUGCUGCCUCGGCUACUUCAUCGUCACGCUGCUCCUCGUGGUCCACAUUUCCCAACAGCCCCACGCUCCCUUCCAGUGGAACAGCAGCAUUCUGCAUCCCUUCUUAAGCCGGCAUUAUGCUUACACAUUUGAGCUCAGUUCAGGAGGUUCUCUGCCUUUCUUGCUGUUUCUUCUGUACUCUGGGAUGCUGAUGGUCUCUUUGUACAGACACCAUCGGAAGAUGCAGGUCCACAUGGCAGGCCGUUGGGACGCCCAGGCCCGAGCUCACAUCAGGGCCCGGUGGUCCCUGGGCAGCUUCCUGGUUUUCCACAUAGUGUACGUGCUGGCCAGCCUCUUCUCCAUCCCCACCAAGUUUCCCCCACAUCUUACCUCCAUCAUCUUCUCCGAGACCCUCAUGGCUGCCUCCCCUUCCCUUCACUCUGCCGUCCUGGUCCUGGGCAACCCGAGGGUCAAGCAGCUUUGGCAGAGAAUCCUGCAGAAGCUGGGGUGCACCUGCAGAGGCGGGGGCCCAUGA
Molecule: messenger RNA, 894 nt
Organism: Trichechus manatus latirostris (Florida manatee)
Lineage: Eukaryota; Metazoa; Chordata; Mammalia; Sirenia; Trichechidae
Gene: TAS2R5
Product: taste 2 receptor member 5
Biological process (GO): detection of chemical stimulus involved in sensory perception of bitter taste; G protein-coupled receptor signaling pathway; sensory perception of taste
Cellular component (GO): membrane
Molecular function (GO): bitter taste receptor activity; G protein-coupled receptor activity
Source: RefSeq, a predicted model, not a curated record